Messenger RNA from Panicum hallii, 1502 nucleotides. RefSeq names its product WUSCHEL-related homeobox 12-like. Gene Ontology annotation, molecular function: DNA binding; DNA-binding transcription factor activity. The record is from RefSeq and is a predicted model, not a curated record. The transcript has 4 exons. Bases 1 to 1431 code for a protein of 476 amino acids. Gene Ontology annotation, biological process: regulation of developmental process. Lineage: Eukaryota; Viridiplantae; Streptophyta; Magnoliopsida; Poales; Poaceae.
AUGGCGUCCUCGAACAGGCACUGGCCGAGCAUGUACAGGUCCAGUCUCGCCUGCAACUUCCAGCAGCCGCAGCCUGACAUGAACAACGGCGGCGGCGGCAAGUCCUCCUUGAUGUCCUCAAGGUGCGAGGAGAGUGGAAGGAACCCGGAGCCGAGGCCGCGGUGGAACCCGCGGCCGGAGCAGAUCAGGAUCCUGGAGGGGAUCUUCAACUCCGGCAUGGUGAACCCGCCGCGCGACGAGAUCCGCCGCAUCCGCCUCCAGCUGCAGGAGUACGGUCCCGUCGGCGACGCCAACGUCUUCUACUGGUUCCAGAACCGCAAGUCCCGCACCAAGCACAAGCUGCGCGCCGCGGGGCAGCUGCAGCCGUCCAGCCGCGCCGCCCUGGCGCGCACGUGCGCGCCGCCGCCGCCUGCGCCGGCCCCCGCACCCGUGACGCCGCCGCGGCACCUGUUCGCUUCUCCCGUGGCGCCCACCUCCUCCUCCUCGUCGUCAUCCGACCGGUCCUCCGGGUCGAGCAAGUCUGUGAGGCCGACCGUCGCUCUUCCGUCUCCCGCUGCGGCGGCCAUCCAGCAGGGCGUGCUGCCGGCGACGGCCAUGGACCUGCUUUCGCCGACGCCGACGCCGGCUCUGGCGGCACGCCAACUCUACUAUCACAGCCAGCUCAUGGCUCCUGUCAUGCCCGCGAUGCCCGAGCUGAUCACCUCCACCGAGCCGCUCUUCCUCCAGUGGCAGCAAGGCGGCCACUACCUGCCGGCCACCGAGCUCGGCGGCGUUCUCGGCGCCCACACGCACGAGCCGGCGGCCAUCUCACACAGCGUGCUCUUGGGCCUUUGCAACGAAGCUCUAGGGCAAGAUUGCGUCGACAUCAGCAGCUCCAAGGGCCUUGGCCAUGGCCAGUACUGGAACACCACCUGCGGCUCUGAUCUGAGCAGCAACAAGACCGACGCGGUGAGCGCCGUGAUCAGGGACGACGAGAAGGCCAGGCUCGGGUUACUCCACUACGGCUUCGGCGCCGCCGCCGCCGCCACUUCGGCGCCUCUUGCCACUCCUGUGCCGCAAGCUGCUGUAGAUGCCAGUACGGCCAUGCUGCUUCCAAGUCCUGCGCCGAGCACCGUUGCCGCUGCUGCCACGACCGCCGUACUCACCGAUCAGCUGCAAGGGCUGCUGGACGCCGGGCUGAUCGGAGGGACGCCGCCGCCGCCGCCGACGGCGACGGUGGUGGCCGUGGCCCGGGACGCCCUGACGUGCGCGGCCACGGCCACCGCGCAGUUCAGCGUCCCGGCGAUGCGCCUGGACGUGAGGCUGGCGUUCGGCGAGGCGGCCGUGCUGGUGCGCCACACCGGCGAGCCGGUCCUCGUCGACGAGUACGGCGUCACCGUGGAGCCGCUCCAACCGGACACUCUCUACUACGUGCUGAUGGCGACUCACUGAGAAUAAGCUGCAGCACGUCGAGUCAAAGAGACCGAAGAGUCUUUGUGUUGAAGUUGGAUGCCACGGCGUUG